Penicillium hordei is the source of this 324-nucleotide messenger RNA. RefSeq lists its product as uncharacterized. The transcript has 2 exons. The coding region runs from base 1 to 324 and encodes 107 amino acids. The record is from RefSeq and is a predicted model, not a curated record. NCBI's taxonomy places the organism in Eukaryota, Fungi, Ascomycota, Eurotiomycetes, Eurotiales, Aspergillaceae.
AUGACGGCCUUGACCUUACUUUUGUCAAUGCCCAAGGCCCUGCAGAGUACCAUGUCCACCUAUGCUAUAGCCAACAGUUUACCGGAAGGUGCUUUAGAAUUUCACUUCGAGGCUUGUUUCAUAUCCCUACUGUUAAUCUCUCAAGGGGUACGUGGUGUGGUGUGGUGGGUCAAGUUCGAGAACGCUCAUUCACAUCAUGAGCCUCCGAUCCACAGCCUUUCAAAAUCACUCAGAUUCCAAAGGAAGAAGAGAACCCGUUAUCUGGGCCAUGUCACCUUCCAUAUCCAUGACUGUACAUAUCAGGGGUACCACUUGAUGACUUGA